AUUUUAUUUGACAACUUGUACAGUUGUGAAAUACCAUGUUAAAUACCAAAUGGCAAAUACUACUAGUGCAGAAUCAUAGUAUAAAUAUCUGUACAAUGAAGCGAAUGCAGCGCUUAUUUUUCACCGGCGAUUUUGUUGUUAGUGAUUUUAAAUAGUUGUGUUAAAAAAGUAAGUUCACAAUGGGCUCAGAAGAUGUGCUCAAGAGUGCUUCAACUCUGGCUUCUUAUAAUGUCCUGCUUCAGGUGAUGUUUCGAGUGUUGACAUUUCUCUUGAAUGCAUUUACUUUGCGGUUCGUGUCCAAGGAGCUGAUGGGCGUGGUAAAUGUCAGGUUGAUGCUGCUCUAUUCUACACUGGUGUUUCUGUCUAGGGAGGCGUUCCGGAGGGCGUGUCUAAGCGGUGAAGGGGCGGGGCGUAACUGGAGACAGGUCAUCAACUUGUUAUGGCUCACAUUUCCUCUGGGGUGUGUGUGGGGUGUGUUAUUGGUAUGUGUGUGGUGGUGGGUGCUCCAGGCACCUGAUCCAGAGUCCAUCCCGCAUUAUGUCCCCGCUGUUGGAUUGUUCUGCCUGUCUGCACUUACAGAGCUGCUGGCUGAACCUCUUUGGGUUCUUGCACACGCGCACAUGUUCGUCCGUUUGAAGGUGAUUGCAGAAAGCUUGGCCAUGAUUGCUAAAUGUCUUGUUACGGUAGUGUUGGUGGUCUCAGCGCCUCAAUGGGGGCUCUAUAUCUUCUCUGCAGCCCAGUGCGUCUAUGCAGGGUUUUUGCUCCUUUGUUAUGUGUUAUACUUCAUCCAUUUCCUUGGCUCAGAGGAAGCAGACAAGAAAUUGUUCCCUGUUCGUCACAUAACAGACCUUCUGCCAUCUAGGAUGGAUCACGAGCCACUGCUAAACUGGAAGUUGACCACACUAACCUGGAGCUUUUUCAAACAGUCAUUUCUUAAACAGAUACUUACAGAAGGCGAGCGUUAUGUGAUGACUUUUUUGAAUGUGCUUAACUUUGGAGACCAGGGGGUUUAUGAUAUAAUAAACAAUCUGGGCUCAAUGGUGGCAAGAUUUCUUUUCUUGCCCAUUGAGGAGAGUUUCUAUGUGUUCUUCGCUAAUGUCCUGGAGCGUGGACGAGAUGUACGACAUCAAAAACAAGAGGAAGUUUCCAUGGCAGCUGAGGUACUGGAAUGUCUUUUGAAGCUGGUGCUUUUGAUUGGUCUGAUCAUCUCAGUUUUUGGUUAUGCAUAUUCUCAUCUAGCACUUGAUAUCUAUGGUGGGGAGCUUCUGAGCAGCGGAGCCGGGCCAGCUCUCCUACGGUGUUAUAGCUGUUAUGUUCUGCUGUUAGCUAUUAAUGGAGUAACAGAGUGUUUUGUUUUUGCUGCCAUGAGCAAAGAGGAAGUUGACAGAUAUAAUCUAGUGAUGCUGGGGCUGUCGGUCUCUUUUCUGCUGCUUUCGUAUUGGCUAACCUGGAUGUUAGGAGGCAUUGGCUUCAUUUUGGCAAAUUGCUGUAACAUGGCUUUACGAAUCACUCACAGUAUUGUUUACAUACAUCGCUAUUUCCUGCAAAGUGAAUGCGCACCGCUGUGGGGGCUCCGCCCACAUUCUGCUGUCAUUAUUGCCCUUGGAGUGAGCGGUAUCCUCACAGGCUUCUCAGAGAGCAUGUUCUGCUGUGAUGGUGGCUGGUUGCUAAGGCUGGUUCAUGUUGCUGUGGGGGCGGUUUGUCUCCUGAGUGUGGUCAUCACAGUAUUUCUAACAGAAACAAAACUUGUGCAGUUUGUCAAAACUCAGUUGCUACCCAAAUACAGCAAGAAACUUACAUGAGCUUUUACUUUGAAAACACAUAAACCUUCCCGAGGUGAGGUUGACACUAACAUGUUAUGGACCAGAUUUUGCCUCGAGUUUUUAAAACUGUGUGUAAUAUUCUACAAACACAUUUUGUUUUCUUAAAACAAUGGGAAUGUUUACUCCAGAAGACGCAGUACCUCUAUGUUCAGUUUUUGCUAAUGACAUCAAAAGAAGUUCACUUAGAUGCUGACAGUUUGAAGGUUCUUGUCCAUACCUUAUAGAAUAUUUUAUUGUUUGAUUACAGAACAAACACACAGAAUAUUGUAAUGUUAUGCAAAUAUAUUAAAGGGUCCCUCGGUAUGUAACUACUGCUCCAAUGUGCCUGUCAUUCAUUUAUCUCCAAGAAAUACAUUAUGGUUCUUCGUAUUUAAUGCUUGUUUUAAUGAGCAUACCAAAGGUGUACAUUGACCAAAUAUUUUGUAACAUUGUACCUUUUACAUGACAUACUAGAUAUACUAUAGCUGUGUAAAUCAGUGGUGAACU
Molecule: messenger RNA, 2309 nt
Organism: Rhinichthys klamathensis goyatoka
Lineage: Eukaryota; Metazoa; Chordata; Actinopteri; Cypriniformes; Leuciscidae
Gene: rft1
Product: RFT1 homolog
Exons: 13
Coding region: 180-1802 (540 amino acids)
Biological process (GO): dolichol-linked oligosaccharide biosynthetic process; glycolipid translocation
Cellular component (GO): endoplasmic reticulum membrane
Source: RefSeq, a predicted model, not a curated record